Messenger RNA from Dentiscutata heterogama, 677 nucleotides. The record is from the annotation of a GenBank genome assembly. NCBI's taxonomy places the organism in Eukaryota, Fungi, Glomeromycota, Glomeromycetes, Diversisporales, Gigasporaceae.
AUGUCUUCAAAAUAUAAUCAGGAUCAAGAGAAUACUCGUCAGCUUGUAGUUCCAUAUAUGAGCGGCUUACCUCUAAGGCUUGUGGUGCUCUUACUUGAAUAUGUACCCGGAUUAUCGAGUUAUUUUUUCCAGAAUAAUGAAGUUGCUGCUUUGAGAAAUAGAUCCUUCAAAGAGGACAUGACUAUUAUGCCAUUACCUUUACCUAAAGAAGUGUUCAGUAUAGAAGAACCAAAGAAAGUCGAUGGGUUAGAAAUUUUCGACCAGAAAAAUAAAGAAUAUAAUCCAAUUCCAGAAUGUCAAAAAUUUUUAUGUGCACGUGACUUUACUGAAGCAUAUUCAGCCAAAAGAGUUACCCCUAUACAAGUAUGCGAAAAAUUAAUCGACAAUAUAAAUCAAUCAUGUUCUGAAGCAUGUGACCCACCUCUUUAUGAUGAUAUUAUGGCUCAAGCUGAAGCUUCGACUACUCGAUAUAAUCAGGAUCGACCCUUGGGACCCCUUGAUGGUGUUCCUGUGGCGAUUAAAGACGAGAUUGAUGUUUCAGGUUAUGAGACACAUGUGGGGACCUCAUUUAUUAAUCGAGAAAAUCCUACCUCAAGGGAUGCAUUUUUGGUAAAAAAAUUAAAAGAUCAAGGUGCUAUCAUAAUUGGAAAAACCAAUAUGCACGAAAUUGCAUUUGG